Messenger RNA from Leptonychotes weddellii (Weddell seal), 2718 nucleotides. Lineage: Eukaryota; Metazoa; Chordata; Mammalia; Carnivora; Phocidae. The record is from RefSeq and is a predicted model, not a curated record.
UUCCGCGGUCCCGGGCCGCGUGGCCCGGGCAUCGGGAUUGGCCCGCUGCUUCCCCGGGGAGCCGCUGAUGCAAAGCCAGGCUGGGGCGGCCGGGCCCGGCCAGCGCCCUCUAGGCAGCGGAAGUGGAGCUUGCUUUACAUCCGUCCUCCCCGCCUGGCGGAGUUGAAAGAAGGAAGGCUGGGGGGGUGUGGAAAAAUAAAAGGAAAAGUCCUUGCACCAUGUAGAUCAGCGCCCCCCACCCUGGCACCCCGGCCGGCGGGGGACCUCCCAGUCUGUGGCCAUGAACGCGAGCAGCGAGGGCGAGAGCUUCCCGGGCUCGGUGCAAAUUCCAGGUGGCACAACGGUGCUGGUUGAGCUCACUCCAGACAUCCACAUCUGUGGCAUCUGCAAGCAGCAGUUUAACAACCUGGAUGCCUUUGUGGCUCACAAGCAAAGUGGCUGCCAGCUGACCAGCACAUCCGGGGCAGCCCCCAGCACGGUCCAGUUUGUAUCUGAAGAAACAGUGCCUGCCACCCAAACUCAGACCACCACCAGAACCAUCACCUCCGAGACCCAGACGAUCACAGGUACAGCCGGCGGGGGGGGGGGGGGGCUUCCACACAUGGAGAAGCACCUUAUACACACAGGAGACAAGCCCCACAAGUGUGAGGUCUGUGGCAAGUGCUUCAGCCGGAAGGAUAAGCUGAAGACACACAUGCGCUGCCACACGGGGGUGAAGCCAUACAAGUGUAAGACGUGUGACUAUGCCGCGGCCGACAGCAGCAGCCUUAACAAGCACCUGCGGAUCCACUCGGACGAGCGGCCCUUCAAAUGCCAGAUCUGCCCCUACGCCAGCCGCAACUCGAGCCAGCUCACCGUCCACCUGCGGUCCCACACAGGGGACGCCCCCUUCCAGUGCUGGCUCUGUAGCGCCAAGUUCAAAAUCAGCUCGGACUUGAAAAGGCACAUGCGCGUGCACUCGGGGGAGAAGCCUUUCAAGUGUGAGUUCUGCAAUGUCCGCUGCACCAUGAAGGGCAACCUCAAGUCGCACAUCCGCAUCAAGCACAGCGGGAAUAACUUCAAGUGUCCGCAUUGCGACUUCCUGGGUGACAGCAAAGCCACCCUCCGUAAGCACAGCCGGGUGCACCAGUCGGAGCACCCGGAGAAGUGCUCCGAGUGCAGCUACUCGUGCUCCAGCAAGGCGGCGCUGCGCAUCCACGAGCGCAUCCACUGCACCGACCGCCCCUUCAAGUGUCAUUACUGCAGCUUCGACACCAAGCAGCCCAGCAACCUAAGCAAGCACAUGAAGAAGUUCCACGGGGACAUGGUGAAGACCGAGGCCUUGGAGAGGAAAGACGCGGGCCGACAGAGCAGCCGGCAGGUGGCCAAGCUGGACGCCAAGAAGACUUUCCACUGUGAUACAUGCGACGCCUCGUUCAUGCGCGAGGACUCGCUCCGCAGCCACAAAAGGCAGCACAGUGAGUACAGUGAGAAUAAGAACUCGGAUGUGACGGUCCUGCAGUUCCAGAUAGACCCCAGCAAGCAGCCGGCCCCGCCCCUCACCGUGGGCCACCUGCAGGUGCCCCUCCAGCCCAGCCAAGUGCCCCAGUUCAGCGAGGGGCGAGUCAAAAUCAUCGUUGGGCAUCAAGUGCCACAGGCCAACACCAUCAUCCAGGCGGCCGCCGCCGCGGUGAACAUCGUACCCCCCGCCUUGGUGGCGCAGAACCCGGAGGAACUCCCCGGGAACAGCCGGCUGCAGAUUUUGCGCCAGGUCAAUCUGAUCGCCCCCCCUCAGCCCUCAGGGUGUCCGAGCGAGGCGGGCACGAUGACCCAGCCCGCUGUCCUGCUGACCACUCAUGACCAGGCCGAUGGGGCCACUCUGCACCAGACUCUCAUCCCCACGACGCCCGGCAGCCCCCAGGAAGGCUCCAGCAACCAGACUUUCAUCACCAGUUCGGGUAUUACAUGCACAGACUUUGAAGGCCUUAAUGCUUUGAUUCAAGAGGGGACAGCUGAAGUGACAGUGGUGAGCGAUGGAGGUCAGAACAUCGCCAUGGACACCACGGCCCCGCCUAUAUUCUCCUCCUCCUCCCAACAAGAACUGCCCAAACAGACUUACUCCAUCAUUCAAGGGGGAGCCCACCCAGCCUUGCUCUGUCCCGCGGAUUCCAUACCAGAUUAGUACCUAAAAACCAAAAGAAAGGGAGGGAAAAGGAGUGACAAAAACAGGAAGUCCUAAAAAGAAUUCUGUAAGAGGUUUGCUCUUAAUGUUUUUAAGGAUUGAUGUGAAACCCCUCCCCUCGUAAUAAAUCGUAAUUUUAUACUGCUUACUAUGAUUUUUUAAUGCUUGUGACCACCUCGGAAUCGCCGUGUUCUAACUGUUGUAGAAUGUUGCCAAGAUGAUUCCAAUUAGGACUUGGAAUUCAAUGCAGUGAGUAGUGAAUACAUUUGUUUUGUCCGGCUUGAUUUCCCAAUUCUGAGAAGGGUUUUUUCCAAUCUUAUUAAAUUUGUGUGGGAGAUGGGAGACUUCCCAACCUCUCUGAAGUCACCAUUCUGAAAUACCCCCCUUCCAGGUCUGGGCUAUUACUGUUUUAGUACAUGGAUACAAAUCUAUUGGCAUGAGGACCAUUUUCUAUAUAAUGUUACAUGGAUACUUGACCCCCCCCCCAAAAAAAAUGUUUAGUGCUAAUGAGAAAAAAGAAAUGGUUUCCUAAUAAAUUGAUACGUGAGUAAAAUAUA